UAGGCGUGCCCAUCUCCCUCAUCCCCCCUUUUUUUCUUCAUUUGCUUUAAAGCUCCCCUUAGGACUGUGUGAGAACAAUUUUACAGCUUGUCUCCUCUGGGAGAGGAAAAAAAAACCUAGAGUGGAGUGGAGAAUAUUUGCUGACUGGAGCCGGACAGGUAUUUCCCUGCUUUAGAUUCUGCCACUGAAGAAGUCUCCUCUCCUAGUUUUGAACGAGAACAUAUUCAAGGUCUCCUUUUAAGACAAGCCAUCCACUAGAGAGCCUGAGGCUCCAUGGCAAACCCAACACCCCCUACAGGCUGUGGCAACAUAAGCAGUGAUUAUUACUUCCUCUGUAACACUGAUGUCGAUUGGGGCAUUGUCGUUGAGUCGCUGGCUGCAGUUGGUAUUGUCACCACAGUCAUCCUCUUGUUAGUGCUUCUUUUUAGUAUCUGUAGGGUCCAAGAUGGCACGAAACGAAGCCUGAUCCCCACCCAGUUCCUCUUCCUUCUGGGCACUCUUGGCAUCUUUGGUCUCAUCUUUGCCUUCAUCAUCAGGCUCAAUGAAACAACGGCCCCCACCCGCUUCUUCCUUUUUGGGGUCCUUUUUGCCCUCUGCUUUGCCUGCCUCCUUGCCCAUGCCUUUGACCUCAUCAAGCUGGUACGAGGAAGAAACCCAUUUUCAGGCUGGGUUUUGCUGGUGAUCACUAUCAGCUUGACCACCGUGCAACUUAUUAUAGCCAUACAGUAUGUGGCUAUCAACAUUGUAGCACUAAAGAAUCUAGACAAAGGCAAGCAGCUGGAUGAAAAAAGACGUGAAGACUUUGUUCUGCUUCUCAUUUACGUUCUUUUCCUGAUGGCCCUCCUCUUAAUUGUUUCCUUGUUUGUUUUCUGUGGGCCAUACAAAAGAUGGAAGAGGCAUGGUGUGCACAUAUUCCUGACUGCCUUGGUCUCCACAGGCAUUUGGGUGGUUUGGAUCACCAUGCUGAUGAAAGGCAACUUAGAUUUGGAAAAGAGACCAGUUUGGGACGAUCCUGUCAUCAGUAUUGCUCUGCUUGCGAAUGGAUGGGUUUUCCUGAUUUUCUAUGCAAUUCCAGAACUCUGUUUCCUCACGGAUCCAGAGAAGCCUGGGGACUACCCACCAGAAAAUAAUUUCUGCCAGCCUAAGCACAUUAAAAAAAACUAUGGCGUGGAAAACCGAGCAUAUGCUCAAGAAGAUAACACACAAGGUAGGACAAGACAAGAUGGAAACAAAGAUCACCCGUAUGUUCCUUAUUCCACUCAUUUCCAACUGGAGAACCUGGAGCCCCAACAAGAUUUCUCCAUUCCAAGGCCUAAAGCACGGCCCAGUCCUUAUCAAGACUACUCCGGAGGGAAAGGUCUCAAUUAACAACUUUACAAGGAACACAAGAAGAGCAAUAUGGAGUUGACUGAGGUGCUAGAAACCAUAACAGAUAUGGCAUUACUUACAAACAAAACAGGGAUCUAGUUCAGCACUACAGUGUAUGAAGGACAAGACUUUCAUAUUUCGCCAGCUUACCUUUUUAUUUGUCUCUACUCACACAGCACUUUAUGAUUCUUUGGUCAAUAACUUCUGUACACCUUCUCAGAUGUUCAAGAUAUAACAUUUGCCCCAUUCCUUAUCAUAACAUCAUUGCUAGUUACCACCCAUGGCUACAAUUGUGGGGACAAGUCUGAAGUGAGGCUAUUGCUGUACAUAUUUUCUGUCUGAUUAAUAAUCACAAUUGUAUAAUAUUCUAAAUCGUUUGUAGAGAUGGCACACAUAAAGCAGGCUACCAGACUUCCCCCCACCGAUCAUGUGGGCAAUGAGAGAGAUGGUGCCAUUUUUCAAGGAUAGACUGAAAAAUGUGAAACCAGAGAGUGGCUUCCCCCCUAAUGUGGCUGCAGUUGGUGGUUGUCCAAAGAAUGCUUGUACCAUUUCGUAGUUUUAUUGAAUUUAUUUACCUGAACAAUUUGGCCAAGCUUAUUUUCUUCAUAAUGCGUCACAAGCAGGAAAAAGACAUUCAACCCGUUCAUGGUGGUUUACUCCCCAA
Messenger RNA from Anolis sagrei ordinatus, 2032 nucleotides. Lineage: Eukaryota; Metazoa; Chordata; Lepidosauria; Squamata; Anolidae. The record is from RefSeq and is a predicted model, not a curated record.